Molecule: messenger RNA, 1260 nt
Organism: Ostreococcus lucimarinus CCE9901
Lineage: Eukaryota; Viridiplantae; Chlorophyta; Mamiellophyceae; Mamiellales; Bathycoccaceae
Exons: 2
Coding region: 22-1260 (412 amino acids)
Biological process (GO): regulation of DNA-templated transcription
Molecular function (GO): histone acetyltransferase activity
Source: RefSeq, a predicted model, not a curated record
CCUCGUGGUGAAUCGUCACCCAUGACGAAACGCACGAAGGACGCCGAUGUCGAAGAUACCCCGCGACGACGCGCGCGUAAUCACGUCGAUAUCCCUCCCGGCACGGAACUCCCGCUCGAGCUCGGGACGAAGGUGCACUGUCGGUGGCGAGGAAAGGAUGAGUUUUACCAGGCAAAGGUCAUCGAGCGACGACCGGGACGAGGGAAAUCGGACGAGGAUUACGAGUAUUACGUGCACUACGAACAGUUUAAUCGACGGAUGGACUCGUGGGUGAGCUUGGGAGAGAUGGAUCUGUCGACCUUGGUGGUUGUGGAGAAGACAGAAGACGGGAAGAAGAAGAAGGACGCGCACGAGCCAGACGCCGAGCACGCGGAGUUUGAUCCGAAGGCGUUGCAGGAGCACGAAGAGUUCACCAAGGUUCGUAACAUCUUGCAGAUCGAACUCGGGAAGCACGAGAUGGACACGUGGUAUUUCUCACCGUUCCCACCAGAGUAUAACGACUGUCAAAAGUUGUACUUUUGCGAGUACACGUUGCAGUUUUUCAAGCGUAAAGAGCAGCUACAGCGUCACUUGAAGAAGAAUGAGAUGCGACACCCGCCCGGGGAUGAGAUUUACCGCAAAGGCAAGCUGAGCUUUUUCGAGAUCGAUGGGAAGAAGCACAAGUUGUUUUGUCAAAACUUGUGUUACUUGGCGAAACUGUUUUUAGAUCACAAGACGCUGUACUACGACGUCGACUUGUUUUUGUUCUACGUCUUGAUGGAGUGCGACGAACGCGGGUAUCACAUCGUCGGUUACUUUUCCAAGGAAAAGUGCUCAGAAGAAGGAUACAACUUGGCGUGUAUCCUCACGUUACCCCCGUACCAGCGAAAGGGUUACGGGAAGCUGUUGAUAUCGUUCUCUUACGAGCUGUCCAAGAUCGAAGGCAAGGUCGGCACCCCCGAGCGUCCGCUCAGCGAUCUCGGUUUGGUAUCGUACCGCGGCUACUGGACGCGCGAGCUGUUAAAAAUUCUCGGCGACGAGUCCAAGCAGUUCCUCUCCAUAAAAGACCUGAGCGAGAUGACGAUGAUCAAGACCGAGGACAUCAUCUCCACCCUCCAGCACCUCGGUUUGCUCGCCUACACCAAGGGCGCGUACGUCAUCUGCGCUUCGCCCGAGCUCAUCGAGAAGCAUUUCAAAGCCGCCGGCAGCGGCGGCGUACCGUGCGAUCCCGAAGCGAUCAUUUGGUCCCCGUACGACCCCGAGCGCGCGAGGGACUUGUAA